Molecule: messenger RNA, 2756 nt
Organism: Tribolium castaneum (red flour beetle)
Lineage: Eukaryota; Metazoa; Arthropoda; Insecta; Coleoptera; Tenebrionidae
Gene: Cad96Cb
Product: Cadherin 96Cb
Exons: 6
Coding region: 575-2680 (701 amino acids)
Biological process (GO): homophilic cell-cell adhesion
Cellular component (GO): plasma membrane
Molecular function (GO): calcium ion binding
Source: RefSeq, a predicted model, not a curated record
UAAUUUCAAGUUAUUGACUUACGUUCUUCUUAACAGAAAAACUCGUACAUAAAUGGAAAACAGCUCAAUUUAAUAAGUUAGUAGAAGAACGAAAACCGUAAUCAAUUAAUUACAGAAAAGCAAUAAAUCUCGCACUAAAUUAUGCGCGAAUUUUAACUUUCACCAAGACAAAUUUAAGGAAAUCCGAAACGACACCGCCAACCGUAUUGUAUUAACAAUUAUUUUUAACAAACCGAAUUAAAUGCGAAUAAUAAUGCUCUCCCAAAUAAGAGUUUCCGAUCUGUUGGGACACAUUUUUUCCGGCUUUAGGAGUAAAUAAUUUACACUGUUCACUUGCAAAACAGUUUUCUAAUGUCGGUAUGCGAAUGGGCAUAAUAUUUUAUGCUAUUCAGCUAUUUUACGUUGAGUUAGUUAACAGUUAGAAAGAGUUGGCGGAAAUCAAUCAUUAGUACUACGACAUCGAUGUUUCAGAAAAACUGGAGAUUUAUUAAAACAUUAAGCACCUCAUUAGAAAGAAUAUCCUGUCUCUGUUAACAAUAACAAAGUGAAACCAUAUCAUAAAGAUGUCGACACAAUGGCUACCAAAUGUUAUAACGCGUACAUUAACGCCCUUUGGGCAUUCACGCUGCUGUCAGCAACUCAAGGUUUGAGCGACAACCGCUGUUACUUAGAAAACGGCGCCUCAUCCGAAAACUUCUUCGUCUCCGAGAACAACUCCGUGGGCUCCAUCAUCGGGCAGAUCCGCGUCCAUGGCGACCCCCGUCCUGGCGGCACCAUCGCCCUCCACCUCAAAGAAACCGACAGUCCUGUGGCCAUCUCCCCCGGGACCAAAAACCUAACCCUCCGCCGCAAGCUCGACAAGGAGGGCGUCGAGGGCCCCUCCUCGGUCUUCGUCAACCUCAUCUGCGAGCGCCUGCACACCCUGGACCCCGGCUUCGUCAUCCCCGUCAACAUCCGCGUGACCGACGCGAACGACAACUCCCCCGUGUUCAUAAACGCUCCCUACGUGCUGAACAUCUCCGAAGUGACUGUGGUGGGGACGCGAGUGCUCCAGGGCGUCCACGCGGUGGACAACGACCAGCAAGGCCCCUUCAGCAGCGUCAAGUACUCGGUGCUUCCAGGCCCCCAUUCCGACUACUUCGAGUUCGAGAACGAGCUCGAGGGCACGCUGGUUUUGAAGAAACCGCUUGACUACGAAACUUUGAAGAGUUUCGAUGUUAAUAUCCGGGCCCAAGACCAUGGGGAGCCGCCCCGGAAGACAGACACUGUCUUGACAGUCCAUGUGGUGGACGCCGAUGACCAGAACCCGCGCUUCCUGGACGACAGGUACACGGCAAGUGUGCCAGAGCCCCCGAAGCGCGGCAGCCCCCUGGUCGCCAAGCCCAGGGAGAUCAAGGCUUUUGACCAGGAUCUCGGCAUCAACGCCCCCAUUUUUUACACAUUUAACGGCAUCGGGACCGAUUACACAUACUUUAAGAUCAAUCGGAAUUCCGGAAAAGUCACCCUUUCGCGUGAUUUGAACGACAGUGACUUGCAACACCCGGCCACUUUGGUCAUUAGGGCCACUCAGCAGGAUAACCCCGACCGUUACGCUUUGGCCACGUUGACCGUCUCGAGAGAGGUGGGCAAUGGGAUUAGGUUUUUGCAUCGGAUUUUUUACAUCAAAGUCCCGGAAUCUACUCCUGUCGGAGCGACUAUUUCCACGUUUACUAACAAUAGGCCGAACCAGCAUUUGCGCUAUUUUGUGUCGGAUCAGAACGUUCUCAAAACGUUCGCGAUUAAUACGAAAGGGGAACUUUCGCUGAAGAAAAAGCUGGAUUUUGAAGACAAGGCCGAGUAUUUUUUUAAAGUGUUUGCCACGGAUGGGAUAACGAACGACUCCAGCGUCGUGAACGUCACCGUCCAGGACGUAAACGAGUGGGAGCCCCGCUUCCGCUACCCUCACUACGAGUUCUUCGUCACGGGCCAACCCAACGAGCUAAUCGGCCGCAUCGAAGCCGCCGACGGCGACAAAAACGACAAACUCACCCUAACCCUAACCGGAGUAAACGCCUCCAACUUCUUCAUCACCCCUUCCGGAGAGUUACGACUCCGUGAAGCCGGACCCCACUCUGGCGUGGCCAACUUGGCGGUCGUAGCCACCGACAGCGGGAACCCCCCACGAAGGGCCAGCGUCCCGGUAACGGUGCAUUUUCCCGACUCGGGAGACGCCGCCGGAAUCAUAUCCUCGAGGGGCAACAAUGGGGCCCCUCUGCUCCUGGCCGGACUUGGUGCAAUUCUCCUGCUUUUGGCCUUCGUGAUAGCGCUGCUGGUGGCUUACAUUUGCAAAGCGAAGAGGAAUCCGCGGCAGGAGUUGCCGACACUGCAGCCGGAGAAGGCGCAAGGCACGCCUGCGGUGGCUGAAAGGAUGAGCAAUCCCAUGUUUGGGGACAGGGUUAAGUCGCCCAUGGCGACUGCUAUGGGGGGCAUUCCGAGCGAUUUGGUCAAGUCGAGGAUUCCAAGUCCGAAAGUGCAUCCAGCACCACAGCCGCCAGCGUGGCCAUCUUCCACAUCGUCGACCAGAACUAAGAAGCUGAGUUGGGGAGAUGACAAGACUGACUCGGAUAGUACAGACAAUAUCAACAACAUUGAUACAACGCCAAAACUUAUAGAUAAUUCUAAUUUAACUGUUUAUUUCUGAUACAAGUUAACCAGUUAGUAGGUUUUGUAAAAAUAAUAAACAAUUUUAGAAAUAAAAUCUAACAAAUAAUAAAUAA